Molecule: messenger RNA, 2304 nt
Organism: Haplochromis burtoni (Burton's mouthbrooder)
Lineage: Eukaryota; Metazoa; Chordata; Actinopteri; Cichliformes; Cichlidae
Product: interferon-inducible GTPase 5-like
Exons: 2
Coding region: 524-1678 (384 amino acids)
Cellular component (GO): membrane
Molecular function (GO): GTP binding
Source: RefSeq, a predicted model, not a curated record
UAUUCGCUGAUUGCUGCCAACAUCUGCGAACAAAUAUACAAUUCUAUAAAGUUGUUCUAUAUAGUGUGUAACUGUUAACACAGAGUAUUAUUACAUUUCUUGCUAAUGCAGUCAUAUGGCACAUUGACUACUGAGGAAAUUUUAGAUGGCACUCGUCAUCAGAAAGGUUGCCUACCCCUGCUUGUAAAAAAACAAACAAAAAAAACCCUACUGAUUCUGAGGUGGUCAGGUGGGAGGCACUUAUUUAUUGGAAUAAGUGCCUCCCCUUUAUUGGAAUGAACCAUUUGACACAUUAAAGAUAUCCCACAGUUUGAAGAUCCUAACAAUCCUCAAAUCGGCUCCUUCAGAGGAAGUUUCUGUAGGCUUAGAAUCUCUUUGUUUCUGUGAAUCUGAAAAUGUGACCAAGCAGCUUGAAACAGAGAAGAAGAAAUAUAAGAUUAAAAUCACAUCUGACUAUUGAUGACUUAUCAAAGUCAAGUGCAGCAACUUAAACGACUUUUUCUGCUUUUGUUUAAGGAUCAGCAUGGAGGAUCUAUUUGCUUCAGUUAAAAGUGAUCUGAAGAACAAUGAUCCUGCUGCAGCAGCUGCAAAGAUUAAAACAUAUUUAGAAAAUAAUGAUAUUCCAUUAAAUAUUGCUAUCACAGGAGAAUGUGAUGCAGGCAAAUCAUCCUUUCUAAAAGCCUUUAGAGGCAUAAAAGAUAAAGAUGGGGGAGCUGAUGUUGUAGAUACCACCUCAGUGUACCCUCAUCCAAAAUAUCCCAAUGUUACUUUCUCGGAUCUUCCUGGAAUCGGCAGCACCAAAUUUCCAGCGGAUGAGUACUUAAAGCUUGUUGGAUUUGAGAAGUUUGACUUCUUUAUCAUCAUCUCAGCUGAUCGCUUCAGAGAAAAUGAUGUGAAACUCGCAAAGGAGAUUCAAAAAAUGAAGAAAAAUUUCUACUUUGUUCGCACAAAGAUUGAUAACAACAUAAAAGCUGCACAAAGAAAGAAAGACUUCAGUGAAGAGAGGACUCUUACCCAAAUGAGGGAAGAUUGUGUUCAAGGUCUUAAAGAACAAGGCAUCGAGUCUCCACAGGUGUUCCUGGUGUCCAGCUUUCAUCCCCACCUGUAUGACUUCUCUCUCUUACAAGAAACCUUCGACAGAGAACUUCCUGAACUCAAGAAACAUGUUCUGCUAUUGCCUGUGCAGAAUAUCAGCCUGGAGAUCAACAACGGAAAAAAAGAAGCUUUUCUGACUAAGUUAAAGUUCUUCACUCUGCUGUCUGCAGCUGCAGGAGCUGUUCCAGUUGCUGCAGUUUCUGCUGCUGUUGAUCUGAGCUUGAUGGCUGCAUUUGUCAGAGGUUGUGUACAGGGGUUUUUUCUUGAUAAGCCAUCACUUAAAAAACUUGCUGUCACAUCAGGAGUGACCUACAUGGAUCUGUGUGCUGUCAUCAAGUCGCCAUUAGCUGGAGUAGAAACUGACAAAUAUCUCAUCAUGAAGGUGUUGAUCACUCUUACAGUUACAGCUGCGUUAUUGGCAGUAAAGGAUCGUUCGAGAUCCAUUCCAAAAUUUGGGAGCCCAGCAGCAAUGAGUCUCUCUUAUAUCACCCCCUACAAACUUCUGAUGUUUUCUCUUAAUAAGCUUGCUGAUGAUGCUCAGAGGGUGUUUGAAAGAGCUGUGGGUUUCAACACUGCAGAGUGAUUUUGUUAAAGAAUGUCAUCCUUUUAAAACUGAAGCAGACAUAAGAUUUUUUCUGAGUACAUAGCAAAUCCAGUCAUCCAAAUCAGGUGUGUUCAUAAAAAAUAAUUCUUGCUGUUUUCACAAAUGAUGUAUUUAUGGUUUUUUGUUUUCCAAUUAUUAAAUCUGAUUCUUGUCAUUCUUUUACUGAAUAGAGAGAACACGACUCAUUUAGUCAAGAUAUUCAUAAUUUUUUUUAUUUAUUCAUCUUCCAGAAGAGAGAGACCUGCACAGCCCAAAGCCAGUUGCAAAAUCUCUACCAUUAGAAGCCAAAAAUGUGUCUCAUAUAGGUGUUAUUUUGGUCCUUUACACGUCACACAGUUUCGAUAAAAACAACUCCUUCUGUGUUACUAGUUCCGCUUUUUCUGUCUGGUUUCCUGUAUUUGAUUAAUAUGCCUCUGCAGCUCUGCACUAAACUUCCUGUUUCUUAAACUUCCACUAACUUAAGCCUCUGUUGCUAAGGCGACCUGUCCCCUCUGACCUAGUUCUCUCUCACAGCUGGCCUUUAUACAGGCCUUUAUUAUUAAAAUACAUAAAACAAUAUAAUCAGAAAAUAAGCACUAAGAAUAUACAGGGAGUGCAGAAUUAUU